Tupaia belangeri chinensis (Chinese tree shrew) is the source of this 282-nucleotide messenger RNA. It is a transcript of the gene SCGB3A2, whose product is annotated as secretoglobin family 3A member 2. The transcript has 3 exons. The coding region runs from base 1 to 282 and encodes 93 amino acids. NCBI's taxonomy places the organism in Eukaryota, Metazoa, Chordata, Mammalia, Scandentia, Tupaiidae. The record is from RefSeq and is a predicted model, not a curated record.
AUGAAGUUGAUCACUGUCUUCCUGUUGGUGACAAUCAGCAUUUGUAGCUACUCAGCUACUGCCUUCCUUAUCAACAAAUUGCCCCUUUCUGUCAAGGACGAGUUACCUUUACCUCUGGACAACAUUCUUCCUUUCACGGAUCCAUUAAAACUUCUUCUGAAAACGCUGGGCAUUUCUGUCGAGCAUCUUGUGGAAGGACUAAGGAAGUGUGUGGAUGAGCUGGGACCAGAGGCUUCUGAAGCUGUGAAGAAACUGCUGGAGGCCCUUUCACACUUGGUGUGA